Linum trigynum is the source of this 582-nucleotide messenger RNA. The record is from the annotation of a GenBank genome assembly. NCBI's taxonomy places the organism in Eukaryota, Viridiplantae, Streptophyta, Magnoliopsida, Malpighiales, Linaceae.
AUGGCGCCGCCAUCUCCAUCAUCAAGAGCCUCUUCCCUACCUGUCGAAGCCGCUGCCGAGAUCCUCGAACAACCGCAGCCUAUGGUGAUCAUCGUUGAGUCGCCGAGGAGGGAAUCGCCGCGGAUAAGACCGUUGAUGCCCCUGAGGAAGGAGAAGAUGCGCGGCGGCGGGAUCCCCUCUCCACCGAAGAAGAAAACACCGCGGGGGAAUCAUGCGCCUCCAGAGAAGAAGGGCGGCGACUUCUCUCACUUUUGUGAAGCCACGGCUGGCGAUACGACGAGGCGAGAGGCGGUGGGCGGCAAAGCGAGUCUGCCUUCCUGCAGCGUGAACAUCCCGUUGCCGGAGACCGAGACGAUGAGCACAGGGACGAACUUAACUCCCUGCCGCUUGACGAUUCCGUCGCCGGAGAAGGAAUGGAAGAAGAAGAAGAAGAAGCCGGGCAACGGCGUCUUCUGUCUCUGGAAUCCUAUGACCUCGGUUCUGGUUAAAGAGAAGCCGAAGGCGAGGUCGGCAACAAGCUUGCCUCCUCGCUGCGGGGAUGGCUCUAUCGCUGAAAAACAAGUUACAGGAGGAGGCAGAUAA